AUGCUCGGCUACGCUGACAACGAGAUGAAGAAUCAGAAGAAGACGACGACGACGACGACAACGACAACGACGAAGAAGAAGAAGACGUGGUUGCACAAUCUCUACGUUGUCUACGGUCUCCGGCCGCUACAUACUCUUUCCAUAGCUACCUGGCAAAUAACCAUCUCAUCGAUAGCCGCAUCACUCUCUUUGUUUCCUCGUUAUCAGAUGUGGAAGAUAAUGCCAGAAAGUGAAGGAGAAGUGUAUGCGACCUCUCUCUCUCAUUUGUAA
This is a messenger RNA of Necator americanus (New World hookworm), 270 nucleotides long. RefSeq lists its product as uncharacterized. Lineage: Eukaryota; Metazoa; Nematoda; Chromadorea; Rhabditida; Ancylostomatidae. The record is from RefSeq and is a predicted model, not a curated record. Bases 1 to 270 code for a protein of 89 amino acids. The transcript is spliced from 3 exons.